Molecule: messenger RNA, 1154 nt
Organism: Pelagomonas calceolata
Lineage: Eukaryota; Pelagophyceae; Pelagomonadales; Pelagomonadaceae
Source: the annotation of a GenBank genome assembly
CGACAAAUCCCUCGUCGUAAGCAAGCUCGCUCGCUGCACGCCGCCGCAGCGCAGCACAGAUGUCCGGCCCCCGCUCGGAACCGGCCUUCGGCGUCGGCGCGUGCGCCUCCGUGCAACAAAGGUACGAAAGGCGAGACCGCGUCGGCGAGGGCACGUACGGCGUCAUCUAUCGGGCCUGGGACCGGCAACUACAGAGAGUUGUGGCCCUCAAAAGAUUACUGCCCCACAACGAGGCGCAGGACGGCUUUCCCUUGACGUCCCUGCGGGAGGUCUCGACUUUACGACUGUUGCGGGGCCACGCGAACGUCGUUACCUUCCUGGACGUCGCUGUUGGUGCUAGAAGGGACGCGGUGUUUUUAUCACUGGAGUUUGCGGAGCAUGGAGAUUUAGGCUCGUUGCUCGACGACCGAGCCAUACGGAAGGGGCGGAAGAGGUUGUUUGACAUUUCUCAAACCAAAUGUUUAACAAGGCAAUUGCUCCUAGCAUUGCGGCACUGCCACGAGCGCUACGUGUGCCACCGGGACGUAAAAGUGGCCAAUCUACUGUACACGGCGGAGGGGCGCUUGAAGCUCUGCGACUUCGGCCUGGCGCGCAUCAUACCUUCCAUUGAUAGAGCGUUAACUCAAAAUGUCGUGACGCUGUGGUAUCGCGCGCCCGAGGUGUUGCUGCGAUCGCCGUCCUAUGCCCACCCCAUCGACUGCUGGGCGGCGGGCUGCGUCAUCGCCGAGAUCUUUCGGGACGGGCGGCCUUUAGCGCCUGGUAGCACUCCGCAACAGCAGUGGACGAAAAUAUUGGACGCGAUCGGCGCGCCUUCGUCCGACGUGUGGCCCGGGUGUACCGAGCUUCCUGGUUUCGACGGUUCUGUGGCGUCUCUACCUCUACCAGUAGGUAGCUUCGCGAGGGCGUCGAAACUCAAUGUUUUGGUACCGGACGCGUCGUCCCAGGCGCUGGACUUGUUGUCCGGGCUGCUGUGCUACGACCCUAGGAGGCGGGACACGGCGUCGGAAGCACUAGCGUCGGCGUGGUUCGACGAGGCGCCGCGCAGUGCGCCGCUCCACGGCAUGCCGACGUUUAACAUCGAGGAGACGACCGGCCGGAAGCGCGCGCCUCCUUCCAAAGCUCCCGAGGCGUCCGCCAAAAGGCGGCGGGCCUAA